Messenger RNA from Chara braunii, 2081 nucleotides. NCBI's taxonomy places the organism in Eukaryota, Viridiplantae, Streptophyta, Charophyceae, Charales, Characeae. The record is from the annotation of a GenBank genome assembly.
GCCUUGUUUGUGACGAGACGUUCCCACCGGAGGGCACACUCACCGACCGGUUCCUUGUCAGCUAGCCGACUGACUACCGCCUAGAGCUAUGGAGGCGAUCAUUCUCUUCCGCGGAGCAGGCAUACGAGGCUGCGCGUCAGUACCAGCGGAUGUGCAGUGGCUUCUUCGUCGCCCCAUCCGCUUCGCGGCCAGCCGCCAUCUCCAGUCUCGGGGUACCACCCGAGGCUGCUCCUCGUUUGCUGGUCGUUUUCGUUGCCCGGCUCGACCUGGAGCGCCAUUUUCUCGGCACUACAGUUCUCUCGAGUAUGGAGAGGACGCCUCAGCCGAGCUCGAUCCUACCAUUGGGGACGCCCCCGAGGACAUCGAGCUUCGGGACAUCAUCCAGUACCACUUGAAUGACGACACUGUCCCAAUGGCCGAGCGCCUGCAGAUGGUCAUGUCUGCCAUGGGUCGUGCACGCGGUCGGCUGGUGACUCGCGAUGACGUUGCGUCAUCUCUCCUAGACUUGAGCAUUUUGCAGGCUCGUCAGGAGCAUCUCACGAGACACAUCAACGUCCUGUAUCGUCUUCUCGCUCUCGCUCUGCCCUCUGACCCUGAUCGCACCUUACCCAUCAUCUCUAUUCGCCUAGGGACAUCUACGAGGGUGUACCGCGCUCUAUGGGACUCGGGCUCGCAGGGAGAUUUCGUUCACCCUCGAGUGGUUGAGGAAGCUCGCCUAGCUACCUCUGGGUCUUGCUCUCCUAUCUCCGUUACCCUCGGAGAUAAUAAGACGCAGUGUUUCUUCGAUCAGACGGUCCCCGGCCUCCACUUCUCUCUCACCCUCCAGCCAUCGAAUAGUACCCAGACGCCUAGGCGCUACCUUUCCUCCGCAUACUUUGACGUGCUGGAGACCGGGUACGACUUUAUACUUGGCACUCCCUGGUCUCGCCCGUUCUGUGGCACAGAGGCCGAAUGGGCGACCGAGACACUCGUUCUCAAAACGAAGUGUGGUCAGACUCAUCGCGUUCCGUUCAUUGGAACCACAGGCGACACCCCGCCCGACCUACCUCCCCAGGACCCUCGUCCCUCAGGGUCCCACCUCGACAUCGUGUUCACUUCCCCUCGUGAGUUCGCUCACUUCAUACGACAGGAGGACGUCACGUUCUACUCAGUGAACGUCAUGGAUCUUCUUCGCUAUGAUCCACUCUGUCCCGAGGUUGAGCUCAUCUCUCUGGAGCCCGAUCCCCCUGACCCUCCUCCCAUCUUCGCGGCUCCCAUCUCUACGUCCACCCGUCAGCCUGCGGAUACCCCCUCCACGUCCCAGGCCUCUGCGCCGUCGACUGUUGAGUCCACACAUACGUCUCGUGCCGACGCAGACGCUAAGGAACUCACACGGUUCACGACAGACUUAGAGUCGGUCGUUCGCGACCUGAUUCUAGAGUAUCACGACGUCUUUCCCCAGUAUUUCUCAUACAGCGGGAUUCCCCCGAUGCGCGGUGUUGAGCAUUGUAUCCAGCUCGUGCCUGACUAUCGUGUUCACCAUCAGGCACUGUACCGACUCUUGAACCCAGAGGCGACGGAACUCAAGCGUCAGCUUGAGGAGCUCCUUCGACUGGGUUUCAUUAAACCCAGUAACUCCCCUUCGGGUGCACCUGUCCUCUUUGCUCGCAAAGCGGAUGAAACUUUCCGCCUCUACAUCGACUACCGCGGUCUUAAUCGUUACACGGUUAAGAACAGUUAUCCCAUGCCCUGCGCGGAUGAGUUGUUUGACCGUCUGGCAGGCAACCACUUCUUCACGAAGAUCGAUCUUCGUAGCGGUUACCACCAGAUCCGCGUUGCCACAGAGGAUCAGUCGAAGACCGUCUUCCGAUCGCGCUUCGGCCACCACGAGUUCACGGUGAUGCCAUUCGGCCUCACCAAUGCACCCGCCACCUUCCAGACGGGGAUGAACGACAUCUUCAGGGACAUCCUUGAAGAAUACGUUCUCGUAUACCUGGACGACAUCCUGGUCUAAAGUCGUACCUUAGAAGACCAUCUCAGACACCUCCGCGAUGUCCUACAACGCUUACGCAAGCAUGGCUUUUAUGCCAAGCUUAGUAAGU